GGCUCCUAUAUGAUCAUUAUCGUCUCGUACAUGCCCCUCUUGCUGGUGCACCGCUUCAUUCUUAACCUCCGCCAGCUCAACCACACCGCCGAGGCUAGUGACAAUAGCACCAAUGCGCAACGCUCUUCUCGCUUCUCUGUCAGCUUCAGGAUGCCCUCCGAUUUUCUUGGGAAUAUUGGCGAGCCUCUGGACUAUGGCGAGUCAGAUCGGGCAGAAGAAGACGGCAACAAUGGCCACUGGGCAGCGGAAGAGCCCCGAGACGGGCUCGAAGAGGGCAUCGUGCGCCGGGCGCGCCCGUCGACUACGCGCUGGGAGAAACUUGCAAGAAUCGGUGCCGCCCCCGUGCCAAUUCUACUAUCGGUCGAACGUGCAAGCGAAGAGGGUGACACUGGGCGGUCUGCUUCCCCGUAGGGAAUCGUGACUGAACCUUUCAUGACGGCAGAUUAG
Messenger RNA from Phanerochaete carnosa HHB-10118-sp, 447 nucleotides. RefSeq lists its product as uncharacterized. The transcript has 2 exons. Lineage: Eukaryota; Fungi; Basidiomycota; Agaricomycetes; Polyporales; Phanerochaetaceae. The annotation marks the transcript as partial. The record is from RefSeq and is a predicted model, not a curated record.